AUGGCGCUUUUAUGGAAGAAGAAUAAUACGGUGAGGCUUUUAACUUACUCGCAGAGUCAUAUUGAUGUGGAAGUAAGCUUGUUUAAUAAGUUAUGGCGCAUGACAUGUAUCUAUGGUAUCCCUGAGCGUGGUAGGCGGGAGGAGACAUGGGAUUUGCUUGGUACUCUGAAGACUAGAUCCUUAUUGCCCUGGGUGGUGAUAGGAGACUUUAGUAAUCUGCUAUAUCAGCACGAGAAGAAGGGGGGAAAUCCGUAUCCUAAUAGUCUGUUACGGGGUUUCGGAGAUGCUGUGGAUGACUGUGGUUUGAUGCAAAUGCCAAUGAGAGGCCACCAGUUUACGUGGCAGAAGGGAAAGGGGACGCCGAAUUGGAUAGAGGAAAGGUUGGAUAAGGCUUUAAUAAUGAAUGAUUGGGGUCUGCUCAAUGAGAAUGCAUGGUUUGAGAAUAUUCGAACCCGGGCCUCGGACCACUCGAUCCUUUUCCUCAGUAGUAGAAACAGCCUGGCAGGAGGGGAAGACGGAGGGAUUGCUGCAUUGCCAGCAGUUGUGUGGAGAAAAAUUAAUGCGGUGGGGGGAGACCAGUUUCAUAAAUUCGGGAAACGAAUUAACCAGCUACAGCAAAGGCAGGAUGCCAUACAAAAUAGGCGAGAUUUGGUAGCGCUAGCUGAGUACCAACAGAUUGAGAAUUCCCUGAAACGAAUCGAGGCCCAGGAGGAUGUGUUCUGGAGGCAGCGAGCUAAGCAGCACGGGCUACGCGGGGCUGAUGCGAAUACAAAAUUUUAUCACAGUGGAUUGAGUUGUGAUGAUCCACUUUUUGGGGUCCUAGCCCCACGAGUAACGUUAGAACAGAAUGUGAUGCUUAACCGCCCUUUUGAAAAUAAUGAGGUUAAAGAGGCUCUCUUUGCAAUGUAUCCGGAUAAGGCACCUGGUCCGGAUGGGUUAAACCCGGGUUUUUACCAGCAGUUUUGGGAGAUAGUGGGAGGAGAUGUAUCUGGCUUUAUAACGAAUGCUUUGAAUUCCUGUGUAUUCCCCGAGGGAUUGAAUGAUACUAACAUUGUUUUGAUACCGAAGAAAGAGAUGCCUGAGACAGUUGCAGAUUUAAGGCCGAUUGCGUUAAGUAAUGUCAUUUACAGAGUUAUGGCCAAGAUGAUAGCAAAUAGGAUGAAAACACUAAUGGGAGGAUUAAUAUCAGAAUCCCAGAGUGCUUUUAUCCCGGGAAGGCUAAUCACUGACAACAUUCUAGUAGUAGCAGAGGUGGGGCAUUAUCUGAAUAGAAAGCAGUGUGGUAGAGUGGGGUGGAGUGCUUUGAAGUUAGAUAUGUCAAAAGCCUAUGACAGAAUGUAG
Molecule: messenger RNA, 1341 nt
Organism: Ipomoea nil (Japanese morning glory)
Lineage: Eukaryota; Viridiplantae; Streptophyta; Magnoliopsida; Solanales; Convolvulaceae
Exons: 3
Coding region: 1-1341 (446 amino acids)
Source: RefSeq, a predicted model, not a curated record